CCUGCUCGAGCUGUCAUGGCACGGAGCGGCGGGUGACAUGAGCGCCUCUGUGACGUCAGCCGCGGCCGCUUUGUUUACUUCCGGUAUGGUGACGUCAGUAGCUCUGACGCGCCCUUAAUGCUUUGGAACCGGUUGUCAUAAAAGUAAACCCAAAACACAGGCCUUAAAAUGACGGCUUGUCUCAGUAAAAAGAUAAAAAGUGGGUUGUUUUUGUUGGCAUCCGUCAGCUACAGUUCCCAGGUUUUUCUUAAGUGGCUACGACUCAUUGAAUAUGUAUUUUAUGAUGAUGAAAUGUACUUUUGAACAGCUUAUUUUUAUAGACCUGAAAAUAUAGACAUUUGCUUUUACUUAGUUGCUGCAGGUUUUAAAACGCAGGUUUCACCCCGUCCUCUCCUCCUCUUUUUCUCCAUCCCUGCACUCUGCAGACCCAACAAACCGACUUCUCAGCUGAACCCUCAGUCCAAUUACACGUAACGUGGCCGACGUAACUCAUCAAAGCCCCGUCAGUUCAGCGACCUCUGUGUUUCCAUGCAGACUGACAUAAACCGCAACCCCCUGACCUCCACUAACGCCACAUCGCUUCAUCACCUGGGGACGUAGCGCGUCACCUCGACAGGUAAAGUCUGUCUCCGGAGACUUUCUACGGAACCAGAGACCGGAGUCAACUGGGCAAGACAUUCCACUCACUACUAGUUAACCGCAAAAGAAGCUACUCAACAUCCAGCUUUGAGUACGUAAGAUGACACAAAGCUUUUUAAUGUGAAGAAAAUCAAUUCAGUUCUAUUCGGACACAACAAAGAUUCUGGGGAUCUUUGACUUUUAUUUACAUGAAGAAUUUUAACGGGCGAGCUGCAAAAAUAAUUCCAAUGCACCAGAAAAUAAAGGACAUUUGUGAUGGAAACAUUUGUAGUCGAGUGUGACACGUUUUGGGUCCCGAGCUCGUCGGCUGGGGUGUUGAGAGAAGAUGGGGGAGACGAGGUCUGCUGAUGACCGUUAAUCUGAUUUGUUCAGUGUGGUUGACUCUCGAGCUGGUGUGGGAAAAUACUUCUGGAGGCCCCGAGGAGCCACACAGUCCGCCUCAUUAAGAGGACGCGGGUCUUUCCUUUUAAACGAUCUUCCGGACGUUGGAAGUUUAGGUUGCGCUCGUCCUCGGCGAUGCAUCGGCUCACCACGACGUACGAGACGGUGCCUCUGCUGCAGGUUUCCUGCUCUUCUGACGGUCGAGGGGGGAAACCGUGGAGUUCUGCUCUCAAGAUGAUCCCUCACGUGUGCAAGAUCUUCCCUCUGGUUCUGGUCGGGCUGGUGGUGUUUGCCGUGAGCGGGAUCUUUGCAGACCCCCUGAACGACUGCCUUCAGGACACCGACUACGGCGAGCUCCUGGACCUUGUGGUCAAAGGCCUUCCCGCCUCCAAGACGCCUAGCCACAUCGCCGUCAUUGGAGGGGGCGUCGCCGGUCUGACCGCCGCCAAGCUCCUUGAAGACGCCGGACACACGGUGACCAUCGUGGAAGCCAGCAGCCGCAUCGGAGGACGGGUGGAGACCUUCAGGGACAGCAGAGAAGGCUGGUACGCAGAAGUGGGCGCCAUGAGGAUCCCCAGCUUCCACAAGAUUCUGCUCUCCUUCGCCUCCAAGCUACAAGUUACCCUGAACCCCUUCAUCCAGCACGACGUCAACACCUACUACCUGAUCAACGGCGUGCGCCACAAGACGGGCGCCGUGGGCGACGACCCGGACCUGCUGAACUACAGCCUGAGCGAAGGCGAGAGGGGGAAGUCGGCCGCUCAGCUCUUCAGUCAGACGCUCUGGAAGGUGCAGGACGACCUGAAGGCCGUUGGCUGCAGAGCCAUGAUAGAUAAGUACGACUCCUACACAGUGAAGGAAUACCUGGUGAAGGUGGGCAAUCUGAGCCGUGGUGCCCUGAGGAUGAUCGGGGACGUCCUGAACGAAAACAGCCUCUUCUACACUUCGCUGAUAGAGAUGUUGUACAUUCACGCAGACAUCAGCGACAGCACGAAGUACUUUGAGGUGUCUGACGGUUUCGAUCACCUCCCGCGGGCUUUACACCAGACAUUAAACGCCACCACCCUCUUCAACUCCAAGGUCAAGCGGAUCAAUCAGACAGGUGGCGGCGGCGGAGUGACGGUGACGUACCAGGACGGGCGUGGCUCGGGCCCGCUGACCGACCUGGUGGCGGACUACGCCCUGGUCACGGCUUCGGCCAAGGCGGCCGUCUUCAUCGACUUCCAGCCACCUCUCUCCGCGGACAAGAUGGAGGCUCUGCGCUCGGUCCACUACGCCAGCUCCACCAAGGUCAUCCUCAGCUUCGCCGAGCGCUUCUGGGAGAAAGAAGGCAUCAGAGGGGGCAAGAGCGUCACGGACCGGCCGUCGCGCUUCGUCUUCUACCCCAGCCACGGCUUCCGCGGCACGGCGGCGGGCGCCCUGCUGGCCUCCUACACCUGCUCCGACGACUCCACCCUCUUCCAGGGCCUGAGCGAGGAGGAGCUGAUGGCCGUGGUGCUGGAGGACUUGACCAGGAUCCACGGGGAGCACGUCAGGCCUCUGUGGACGGGGGGCCUGGUGAAGAAGUGGGGCCUGGACCCAUACAGCCUGGGGGCCUUCGCCCUGUUCACGCCCUACCAGCAGGGCCAGUACGCCGCCGAGCUGUUCCAGAGCGAGGGCCGGGUGCACUUCGCCGGGGAACACACCGCCACGCCGCACGGCUGGAUCGAAACCGCCAUGAAGUCGGCGCUCAGGGCGGCGAGGAACAUCAACGCGCUCACGCUGUAGUCAGUGAGAAGAGGAAGACGUCUCUCGGGAUCCGUCCCACCCGCUGGUCCACCCGCACGCCUCCUGGACACUUUCCCUCCGAUGUCACUUUGACCUUUGUCUUUGUGUCUCGUACAUAUUUAUUGAGUGAGGCGUAAACACGACGUGGUACACGACGCGUGAUUUUUAAACCAAUGAGUUUUCUCAGCUCCGGUGACGCCGCUGAUUGCUCUUUAAAAUUUUAGACAUUGUCAGAAAAUUGUGAAAGAAGUUUCCAAGAGUCGAAGCUUGUAUGCUGAUUGUUUGUUGAGACCAAAAUGGCAGAAUAUUACAAACAGUUAUUUCAUUAUUGAAUCAGUUUUUUCCUACAAUUGACUUUAACAGUCGACUGAUAAAAACAACAUUUCCAUAUUUAUGAGUUUUACAAAGAAGACCACUUUGUUUUUAGACUGAAAUGAGAAAAUACUAAAUCAGACAGCUUACAGAAUACAGGUUGUUCUUUAGAACACAUUUGUUACUUGACUUCCUUAACAGGGUUUGUACAAAGGUAAUAAAGUGGUCCAUAUAUAUGAUACACUGGUUUAUUACAAAAGUCUUUAUCUGUGCUCGAUGUAAAUCUUUCCCUCAUUAACCCAGAUGACAGCACACAUACACGAUUCAUACAAACAACGUGCUGAUGCUUCACAUCCUCUGAGCUUUGCUCCGUCCCUCCUGAUUAAAACCGCUUUACUGUGUUGAU
Messenger RNA from Gasterosteus aculeatus aculeatus (three-spined stickleback), 3505 nucleotides. It is a transcript of the gene il4i1, whose product is annotated as interleukin 4 induced 1. Gene Ontology annotation, biological process: amino acid catabolic process. Gene Ontology annotation, molecular function: L-amino-acid oxidase activity. The record is from RefSeq and is a predicted model, not a curated record. Lineage: Eukaryota; Metazoa; Chordata; Actinopteri; Perciformes; Gasterosteidae.